Messenger RNA from Antrostomus carolinensis (chuck-will's-widow), 1055 nucleotides. Its product is annotated as histone deacetylase 9-like. The record is from RefSeq and is a predicted model, not a curated record. Gene Ontology annotation, cellular component: histone deacetylase complex. The annotation marks the transcript as partial. Gene Ontology annotation, biological process: epigenetic regulation of gene expression. Lineage: Eukaryota; Metazoa; Chordata; Aves; Caprimulgiformes; Caprimulgidae. The transcript is spliced from 10 exons. Gene Ontology annotation, molecular function: histone deacetylase activity.
AUGAAUGCAACCUAUGAGGCUGAAAAGAGCAGCAGAAAUAACAACCUUUCUACUGAUUUCGUGUAUGGCAGUAAAGCUCUGUGUGAAGAAGGAAUCCUGCAGGAGUUCCUGGCACAUCAGCGUGUCCACCAGUUGCAAAUCUACCAGGCUCAGAUGGCUACAGUUGGCAUAGCAGGAUUAGAUAAACAUCAUCCGGUGUCCAGGACCCCGUCUUCCCCCACUGAUUCCACAUUACCUCAUCCAGACGUGGACCAGCCCAGCCAGCAUGUCUACACGACUGGUGUUGUGUAUGACAGUCUGAUGUUGAAGCACCAGUGUAUGUGUGGCAGCUAUGCUAACCACCCUGAACAUGCUGGAAGGAUCCAAAGCAUCUGGUCAAGGCUGCAAGAAACUGGGUUGCUAAACAAGUGCGAGCGAAUUCGAGGUCGAAAAGCCAGUCUGGAGGAAAUACAGCUGGUUCACUCUGAACAUCAUUCACUGCUGUAUGGCACCAGCCCCCUGAACAGACAGAAGCUGGACCCCAGGAAACUCCUAGGAAACGUGAAUCAAAAACUCUUUUCCUUGUUGCCUUGUGGGGGACUUGGGGUGGACAGUGACACCGUUUGGAACGAGCUGCAUUCGGCCGGGGCGGCACGCAUGGCGGUGGGCUGUGUCAUCGAGCUGGCGGCCCGCGUGGCCUCCCGGGAGCUGAAGAAUGGCUUUGCUGUUGUAAGGCCCCCAGGCCAUCAUGCUGAAGAAUCAACAGCCAUGGGGUUCUGCUUUUUUAAUUCGAUUGCAAUUACUGCCAAAUACUUGAGAGACAAGCUAAAUAUAGGCAAGAUAUUGAUUGUAGAUCUGGAUGUUCACCAUGGCAACGGUACACAGCAGGCUUUUUAUGCUGACCCCAGCAUCCUGUAUGUUUCCCUCCAUCGCUAUGAUGAAGGCAACUUCUUCCCCGGCAGUGGAGCCCCAAAUGAGGUUGGAAGUGGCCCUGGUGAAGGGUAUAAUAUAAAUAUUGCUUGGACUGGUGGCUUGGAUCCUCCUAUGGGUGAUGUUGAGUAUCUCACAGCAUUCAG